Messenger RNA from Cydia pomonella (codling moth), 4059 nucleotides. Its product is annotated as zinc finger protein 91-like. The record is from RefSeq and is a predicted model, not a curated record. Gene Ontology annotation, molecular function: zinc ion binding. The coding region runs from base 320 to 4033 and encodes 1237 amino acids. The transcript has 12 exons. Lineage: Eukaryota; Metazoa; Arthropoda; Insecta; Lepidoptera; Tortricidae. Gene Ontology annotation, cellular component: nucleus.
AAAUACUCUUGCUGGGGCCCGACGUGAUAUAGCGCAUCGUUAGGGUGGGCCGCUGUACGAACGUUAAUGACGCAGUUAUAAGUGAGAGCGAGAAAGAGAUAUCUUGACCGCACCCAGGUCGCGGUUCGGUACGGCCAUCUGUACACUCUUUUAGAAAGAACAAUUGAAAGAAAAGCAGAUUUCCGAACGCUUAAAAUUUGACAGUGGCAGCUUUCAUUGAUUGCGCUUUUUGUGCGAUAUGAUGCAUAAUUUCUCUUUUCUACUAUUUAAAUGCGAUAGACAAGCAAACUAAUCACAGUUCUGGCCAAACAAGAUCGUCAUGAAUGUGCAUAAUGUUGCCUCAAAUGAGGAUUCCUUGCUGGCCUGUAGAGCAUGUCUGGUUACCGAUUGUAAAUUGUACAAUAUUCACGAUUAUCAACUCGGUGGUGCCUUUGCUCGCAUCUCAGGUGUUCCUGUGCACAAAGAUGGGCUGCCGCAGCACCUCUGCAUCUUCUGCAGUGCGCAGGUGGCACGUUUUGAAGCCUUUCGUGAAAAGGUGCUCCGCUCACACUUUUGUAUGAGGGCGAAACUAUGCGAGAGAGAGUUGGAUACAAACACUAUCCGCACCAUCGACCGCACUCACUUCAAGCUCCUUAACAACCUAGCUUUCACAAAAGCACAGACCGUCGAGUGCGUAAACCUAAAAACCUCAGAAGACAUCAAAAACGAACCCAACGCAGACAUCGACGACACUAAAGAUAAUAUCGUCGAGAAAACUGAUCUGAAAGAAGAAGAAAACAAAAUCGAUGACAUAGAACUUGAUAAUGAUGACGGAGUUGAAGACAUAUUCAUCCUCACAGACGUCGAAGAUAUUAGAAAAAGAAAGAAAAGAGUAUCUGCUAAGAAAACAAUGAAACUUGAAAAAUUUGAUGAUGAGGAUGACGUCAAACUUGUAAAUUUUGCUAAAAAAAGACCGAAUAGGAAAAAGGAGAGUAAUCAAAAGAAGAAUGUUGUUAAAAAGAAAGAAUUAAAAACUAAAAAUACUGACCAUAAAGAUUUAAAACCAAAAGUAAAGAAGGAAAGGAAGCCAAAGGAGGAUAGUAAAAGGAAGUUUCGGAAUCCGGAAAAUGGUUACAUGCCGGUGUUUGACUUUGCUACGUUUGAGAAUGCUUUUGAAGUGCGUGUUGUUACUUUGAGCAAGGAAGACCAACUGGAGGAGAUCGCGACGCGCAAAGAGUCCGCCAACUACCUGGAGUCCCCGUUCCAGUGCCACGACUGCGGGAAAGGGUUCCUGGCCGAGGAGGCUUAUAACAACCACCAGCUGCGGCACAGCCCGAGUGCGGGCCCAUAUGCCUGCGAAAUCUGCAACGUUCGCUUCAACAUGCAAUGCCGUCGUCAGGAGCACCAAGACAUGCAUCGGCUCAAGUUCUUCUGCAAGAACUGCAGCUUCGUCUCCAGAAACAGGCAUCAAGCGAGGAGACAUUACGAUAUGCACGCGGGCAAAACCUUCGAGUGCAAACAUUGUGGGAAGAUGUUCAAUAAGAGUUCAACGUAUUUGUCGCACGUGCGUCUGGCGCAUCCAGACAUGCACGUGUCGUGCGACCUGUGUGGCGAGACGUUUGUCGGGCAAGCGGGGCUGAAACAGCACAAGGCCAAGAUGCACUCCAUAGCCGAGAACAUAAAACCGCAGAAAUUCGAGUGUGGCACCUGUUCAGCCACCUUCCUGAGCGUAGAGGCGCUGAACAGACACACGGACACGGCCGCCGAGCACGGCGACCUGCGGCCGUGCGAGCAGUGCGGCGAGAACUGUGCGAGCGAGGACGCGCUACGGGAACAUGUCAAAGAGACGCAUCCGAAGGAGACGUAUCGGUGUGAGGAGUGCAACAUGUCAUUCAAACGCGCGUCGGCCUACGACCUGCACCAUCGCCGCAAGCACCUCGGGCAGCGCUUCAGCGCCGCGGGCCGCCACGUGGUGCGCCGCACGCCCGGCCACUUCGUGUGCGAGCAGUGCGGCCGCGUGCUCACGGUGAGUGUGUGUGUAACAUCGACAUGUACCUACACACGACCUGCACACCGCUGCAAGCACCUCGGGCAGCGCUUCAGCGCCGCGGGCCGCCACGUGGUGCGCCGCACGCCCGGCCACUUCGUGUGCGAGCAGUGCGGCCGCGUGCUCACGGUGAGUGUGUGUGUAACAUCGACAUGUACCUACACACGACCUGCACACCGCUGCAAGCACCUCGGGCAGCGCUUCAGCGCCGCGGGCCGCCACGUGGUGCGCCGCACGCCCGGCCACUUCGUGUGCGAGCAGUGCGGCCGCGUGCUCACGGUGAGUGUGUGUGUAACAUCGACAUGUACCUACACACGACCUGCACACCGCUGCAAGCACCUCGGGCAGCGCUUCAGCGCCGCGGGCCGCCACGUGGUGCGCCGCACGCCCGGCCACUUCGUGUGCGAGCAGUGCGGCCGCGUGCUCACGGUGAGUGUGUGUGUAACAUCGACAUGUACCUACACACGACCUGCACACCGCUGCAAGCACCUCGGGCAGCGCUUCAGCGCCGCGGGCCGCCACGUGGUGCGCCGCACGCCCGGCCACUUCGUGUGCGAGCAGUGCGGCCGCGUGCUCACGGUGAGUGUGUGUGUAACAUCGACAUGUACCUACACACGACCUGCACACCGCUGCAAGCACCUCGGGCAGCGCUUCAGCGCCGCGGGCCGCCACGUGGUGCGCCGCACGCCCGGCCACUUCGUGUGCGAGCAGUGCGGCCGCGUGCUCACGGUGAGUGUGUGUGUAACAUCGACAUGUACCUACACACGACCUGCACACCGCUGCAAGCACCUCGGGCAGCGCUUCAGCGCCGCGGGCCGCCACGUGGUGCGCCGCACGCCCGGCCACUUCGUGUGCGAGCAGUGCGGCCGCGUGCUCACGGUGAGUGUGUGUGUAACAUCGACAUGUACCUACACACGACCUGCACACCGCUGCAAGCACCUCGGGCAGCGCUUCAGCGCCGCGGGCCGCCACGUGGUGCGCCGCACGCCCGGCCACUUCGUGUGCGAGCAGUGCGGCCGCGUGCUCACGGUGAGUGUGUGUGUAACAUCGACAUGUACCUACACACGACCUGCACACCGCUGCAAGCACCUCGGGCAGCGCUUCAGCGCCGCGGGCCGCCACGUGGUGCGCCGCACGCCCGGCCACUUCGUGUGCGAGCAGUGCGGCCGCGUGCUCACGGUGAGUGUGUGUGUAACAUCGACAUGUACCUACACACGACCUGCACACCGCUGCAAGCACCUCGGGCAGCGCUUCAGCGCCGCGGGCCGCCACGUGGUGCGCCGCACGCCCGGCCACUUCGUGUGCGAGCAGUGCGGCCGCGUGCUCACGGUGAGUGUGUGUGUAACAUCGACAUGUACCUACACACGACCUGCACACCGCUGCAAGCACCUCGGGCAGCGCUUCAGCGCCGCGGGCCGCCACGUGGUGCGCCGCACGCCCGGCCACUUCGUGUGCGAGCAGUGCGGCCGCGUGCUCACGGUGAGUGUGUGUGUAACAUCGACAUGUACCUACACACGACCUGCACACCGCUGCAAGCACCUCGGGCAGCGCUUCAGCGCCGCGGGCCGCCACGUGGUGCGCCGCACGCCCGGCCACUUCGUGUGCGAGCAGUGCGGCCGCGUGCUCACGUCCCGCCAAGGGCUACGCUACCACCUGCGGGACCACAAGGGCCUCAACCUGAAGCUGUUCACGUGCCCCGAGUGCAACAAGACUUUCGCCGCGAAGCAUAUGAGAGAUUGGCACAUGAGGUCACACACGGGCGAGAAGCCGUACCAGUGCCCCGAGUGCCCGCUCGCCUUCAGCCUCAAUAGCAACUUCAAACGGCACCACAAGGCGGUACACCUCGGGCAGCGUAAAAGCAUCCCGUGCAACAUCUGCGGGCGCGUGUUCACGACGACGUCGUGCGUGCGCGUGCACGUCAACGCCGUGCACCGCGGCAUGCCGUGGCCCAAGCGCAACCGCGCGCGCGCCAAGCACGACCAAAAGUCGCCGCUACACAACAAAUAAUUUAUAUAUUAUUAUACUUACUAAAA